AUGUCGAGUACACAGUACACCGCCAUCGACAACGAAGCCAUCGGGCUCGACUGCUCAAUCAUUCCCACAGCCAUCGAGGGAGUGGUGACCAUCCAGACCACCGACUACUUCUACCCGCUGGUGGAGGAUCCGUACCAGCAAGGGCGGAUUGCGUGCGCUAAUGUGCUCUCGGAUCUGUUUGCCAUGGGCAUCUCCCGCUGCGACACCAUGCUGAUGAUUCUUGCCGCCUCGCUCGAGAUGCCCAAGGACCAGCGGAUGAUUGUGACGCGCGAGCUCAUCCGCGGCUUCAACGACCUCGCCACCGAGGCCGGAACGUCGGUGACGGGAGGACAGACGGUGCUCAACCCGUGGCCCAUCAUCGGCGGCGUGGCCUCGGCCGUGGUGCCGUCAGACGGCGGCUACAUCGACCCGUUCUCGCUCGUCCCAGGCGACGUCAUGGUCCUCACCAAGCCGAUCGGAACGCAGGUUGCGGUCAACGCAUACCAGUGGCUUGGCGACCACGAGGCCGGCAAGGAAGGUUCCAACUGGGACCUUAUCGCCGACGUGCUGAGCCCCGCCCAGGCUAGGGUUGCCUUUGCCCUCGCCUCGGCCUCGAUGGCGCGACUGAACAAGUCCGGCGCCGCCCUCAUGGUCAAGCACGGCGCCCACGGCGCCACCGAUGUUACCGGCUUUGGCCUCCUUGGCCACGCCCGCAACCUCGCCGAGCACCAGAAGGCUGCCGUCCACAUCUCCAUCCACACCCUCCCUGUCAUCGAGAACAUGCCGGCCGUCAAUGACAAGUUCAACUUUAAGCUCCUCGACGGCUGGUCGUCCGAGACCUCGGGUGGCCUGCUCGUCGCCCUCCCGUCGGCCGACGCCGCCGCCGCCUUUUGCGCCGACAUCGAGGCCGAGGACGGCUGGCCGGCAUGGAUUGUUGGCUCGGUCUCCGCCGGCUCGGGCUCGGCAGACAUUGUCGAGAACCCACCGUCAUUCCGGUCUAGGUCUCACCGUGCCCUCAUGCUCACCAGCAGCUACCUGCGCCCGCGACCAAGCAACCAAAUCUCACUCCUGGGAAACCUGAAACCAACAGCUUGGGCUCCGCCGCGCGCAUGUAUCCGCUCCUGA
Molecule: messenger RNA, 1104 nt
Organism: Thecamonas trahens ATCC 50062
Lineage: Eukaryota; Apusomonadida; Apusomonadidae
Product: selenide, water dikinase
Exons: 3
Coding region: 1-1104 (367 amino acids)
Biological process (GO): L-selenocysteine biosynthetic process
Cellular component (GO): cytoplasm
Molecular function (GO): selenide, water dikinase activity; ATP binding
Source: RefSeq, a predicted model, not a curated record